AACGACUAUCAACCAUUCAACGCCUCACCCAUCACGCGUCGACUCCCUCGCUACUACACCACCCGCCCGACCUGCGCACCACCCGAGCAGGCAUCAUGUCGUCAAAUGAGCUCGCGCCGAGCUUCGCGCCCUUCUUUGGCAUGAGCGGCAUCGCGUUUGCUAUGAUCUUUGGAUGCGCUGGAGCUGCCUAUGGUACAGCCAAAGCAGGUAUCGGCAUUGCUGGUAUCGGAACAUACAGGCCAGACCUGAUUAUGAAGUCGCUCAUCCCCAUCGUCAUGUCCGGUAUCUUGGCUGUCUACGCGCUCGUCAUAUCCGUUCUCAUUGCUAGCGACAUCAAGCCUCCGCCGGACAACACAUACUCACUGUAUGCUGGAUUCAUGCACAUGGCUGCCGGUCUGUCAGUCGGGUUAUCUGGCCUGGCUGCAGGUUACGCGAUUGGAAUCGUGGGAGACGCCGGUGUACGCUCUUUCAUGCGCCAGUCGAGGAUUUUCGUCGGCAUGGUCCUCAUCCUCAUUUUCGCCGAAGUUCUGGGUCUUUACGGACUCAUUGUCGCCCUCAUCCUCAACACCCGAGCAAGUGGCUGAGCUGCAAAUCACGCACGACUUGUCUCUUCUAAACGUCUACACUUAACUCCUACGUUAUAGACGAACUCGGUCAUGGGCAUUUGUACGACUACAUGGUGUAGAUAUAGUUGACGAGCAUGCAAUACUUGGAGUUACAGUUUUUGGAGUUUGGGCAUAUCUAGUACAGUCGAAUAGCAAGUUAUAUCCUCGUAUGGCAGUUCGCAUCGAAAUGAGAUUGACGGGCAGAAUGGCAGAAUGCCGGGGGAUAGCGUGCAAUCACGUCUGGUGCGGCCGGAUACGGGAAGUCUGUUUAAGCAAUAGCUAACAGGAACCUAAAAGGCACUAUGUUUGCUCACAUCGGAAAGUUAAGAACACAUCAGGUUCGUACUCGACAAGUGGAGCUG
Molecule: messenger RNA, 967 nt
Organism: Alternaria rosae
Lineage: Eukaryota; Fungi; Ascomycota; Dothideomycetes; Pleosporales; Pleosporaceae
Product: V-ATPase proteolipid subunit C-like domain-containing protein
Exons: 7
Coding region: 96-584 (162 amino acids)
Biological process (GO): proton transmembrane transport
Cellular component (GO): proton-transporting V-type ATPase, V0 domain
Molecular function (GO): proton-transporting ATPase activity, rotational mechanism
Source: RefSeq, a predicted model, not a curated record